AUGGGGCCGUGGCUUGCCUUGAUCGAAGCUUGGGCUGUUGCCAAACUGAUACGCAGCCCUAUCUUCAACCGCACUGUUCAGAAAGCGUACCGCAAGAUCAACAGAAUCCCCGAUAUGGAGCCCAAGAAUGGAGCAGGACCUGAAACAGAAGGCAUCCUUGGUCGCGAGAUCGUCUUCGAGCUCAGCCAGAACAAAAAGCAAUGGCAAAAAGUGUACGCUCUCUCAAGGAGCAAGAAAGAAGACUACCCUCCGAAUGUGACGCACAACUACAUCGACCUAAUGUCCAGCGUGGACGAUAUGGCCGAGGACCUUCAAAAUGUACGCGCAGAAUACAUUUUCUUCGCCGCGUACCUCCAAAAGGACUCGGAGCAAGACAACUGGGACGCGAACGGCGCCAUGUUCUCCAACUUCUUGCAGGCUCUCACGAAGACGGAUGCUAUCAAAGGUGUGAAGAGAAUUAUCCUAGUCACGGGAGCAAAGCAGUAUGGCGUCCAUCUCGGUGCCCCCAAGAACCCCAUGACAGAAUCCGACCCCUGGCUCACAGGAGAGCAAUGGCCCCCAAACUUUUACUAUAACCAACAAACCAUCCUACACAAGUUCUGCAAGGAUCAUGGCAAAGAGUGGGUGGUGACUUACCCCAAUGACGUGAUAGGCUUCGCUUUUGGCAAUUUCAUGAACAUGGCUACCGCAACAGCGCUCUACGCCCUCGUCAGCAAAGAGUUGAAACAAGAUCUCGUGUUUCCUGGCUCCCCUGAAUUUUACACCCGCUUUGACAGCUUCACGUCCAGCAAAUUGCAUGCGGAGUUUUGCGCGUGGGCGGCGCUGGAACCGCGCGCUGUGAAUCAGGCGUUCAACGUCGUGAAUGGGGAUGUAGAGAGCUGGCAGAAUCUCUGGCCAAAAGUCGCUGCGUAUUUCGGUCUAAAGGUAAAGCCGGACCAAUUUCGAGAGCGGCAGGUGGACGAAAAAGCGGAUAUAACCGACAUGGCGGGCAAAUUGGGGUUGGUGCAAUCGGACGUUCAAACCUCACAAUCUUCAUCCAGUCCACUGGCGGAGCAGCCGCCUAUUUCCUCCCGCGCCGAAGAGCUAGGACUCGAGGGUCACCGCGUUACACAGCAGAGCAAUGUCGACCAGCAGAUCGACCUCGUUAAGUGGUCGAAGAGGGAUGAUGUGAAGAAUGCAUGGACGAAAGUUGCAGAGAGAGAGGGCCUGGAUAAGACCGCGUUCGAAAAGGCGACAUGGGGCUUCCUGGGUUUCGUUUUGGGCCGGAAUUACGAUCUCGUCAUCAGCAUGAGCAAAGCGAGGAAGCUUGGGUGGAGCGGGUAUCGGGACACGUGGGAAAUAUUGGAGGAGGUAUUUAACGAACUAGAGAGGGCAAAGGUCUUGCCAAAGAGCAAGUAA
Messenger RNA from Didymosphaeria variabile, 1398 nucleotides. RefSeq lists its product as uncharacterized. The record is from RefSeq and is a predicted model, not a curated record. Bases 1 to 1398 code for a protein of 465 amino acids. The transcript is spliced from 5 exons. NCBI's taxonomy places the organism in Eukaryota, Fungi, Ascomycota, Dothideomycetes, Pleosporales, Didymosphaeriaceae.